This is a messenger RNA of Urocitellus parryii (Arctic ground squirrel), 2901 nucleotides long. The record is from RefSeq and is a predicted model, not a curated record. NCBI's taxonomy places the organism in Eukaryota, Metazoa, Chordata, Mammalia, Rodentia, Sciuridae.
AUGUCGAGGCGCAAGCAGGCGAAACCCCAGCACAUCAACUCGGAGGAGGACCAGGGCGAGCAGCCGCGGCCGCAGCCGACUCCAGAGUUCGCAGAUGCGGCCCCAGCGGCGCCGGCGGCGGGGGAGCCGGGUGCUUCAAUGAACCACAUAGGCAGUGGCGAUGAAGCAGGUGGGGACAAAGCCACUGCCAAGCGGCUCCGCCAAGAGGACACUCACAUCUGUGAGAAAUGCUGUGCCACGUUCUUCAGCCUCUCAGAGUUCUUGGAACAUAAGAAAAAUUGCACUAAGAUUUCGCCUGUCCUCAUCAUGAACGACGGCGAGGGACCAGUGCCUUCAGAGGACUUCUCCAGAGUGGUGCUGAACCACCCGCCACUCAGCCCCAGCAGUAAGGAUGGUCACCAGGGGAGCAGUGGCAGUACCAAGGAGAAGCCGGGCGCCGAGCCUGUCCUGUACUUGAAGGCAGAGGCCGCCCUGCCGCCCUCGCCCCAGGACAUAAGCUAUUUACCCAAAGGCAAAGUGGCCAACACAAACGUGACUCUGCAGGCACUCCGGGGCACCAAGGUGGCGGUGAACCAGCGCAGCGCCGACGCCCCGCCUGCCCCGGUGCCCAGCGCCCACGGCAUCCCGUGGGUCCUGGAGCAGAUCCUGUGCCUGCAGCAGCAGCAGCUCCAGCAGCUGCAGCUCACCGAGCAGAUCCGCGUGCAGGUGAACAUGUGGGCGGCGCACGCCCUGCACUCGGGCGGGACCGACGCCCUGAAGACCCUGGGCAGCCACGUGUCCCAGCAGGUGUCUGCCACKGUGGCUCUGCUCAGCCAGAAGGCCRGAAGCCAAGGCCUGUCUCUGGAUGCCUUGAAACAAGCCAAGCUACCUCAUGCCAACAUCCCUUCCACCGCCGGCUCACUGUCCCCAGGGCUGACCCCCUUUGCCCUGAAGCCAGACGGGUCACGGGUGCUCCCGAAUGUCGUGUCUCGGCUCCCGAGCGCUUUGCUACCUCAGGCCCCAGGUUCUGUGCUCUUCCAGAGCCCUUUCUCCGCCACGGUGCUAGACCCAUCCAAGAAAGGGAAAGGGAAGCCACCGAACAUCUCCGCUGUGGAUGUCAAACCCAAAGACGAGGCGGCCCUCUUCAAGCACAAGUGUAAGUACUGUAGCAAGGUUUUUGGGACUGAUAGCUCCUUGCAGAUCCACCUCCGCUCCCAUACUGGAGAGAGACCCUUCGUGUGCUCUGUCUGUGGUCACCGCUUCACCACCAAGGGCAACCUCAAGGUACACUUUCACCGACACCCCCAGGUGAAGGCGAAYCCCCAGCUGUUUGCCGAGUUCCAGGACAAAAUGGCAGCAGGCAAUGGCAUCCCCUAUGCACUCUCUGUCCCCGUCCCUGUAGAUGAAUCGAGUCUCUCUUUAGACAGCAAACCUGUCCUUGUAACAGGGACCCCUUGCGUAGGGCUACCUCAAAAUCUCUCUCCGGGGACUAACCCCAAGGACCUCUUGGGUGGCCCGCUGCCCGGCGACCUGCAGCCUGGGCCUUCUCCGGAAAGUGAGGGUGGACCCCCACUAUCUGGGGUGGGACCCAACCAUAAUUCCCCAAGGGUUGGUGGCUUCCAGGGGAGUGGGACCCCCGAGCCAGGGUCAGAGACCCUGAAGUUACAGCAGCUGGUGGAAAACAUCGACAAGGCCCCCACCGACCCCAACGAAUGUCUCAUCUGCCACCGAGUCCUCAGCUGCCAGAGCUCUCUCAAGAUGCAUUACCGCACCCACACCGGGGAGAGGCCUUUCCAGUGCAAGGUCUGUGGCCGGGCUUUUUCUACCAAAGGCAACUUGAAGACGCAUCUUGGGGUUCACCGAGCCAACACAUCUGUAAAGACCCAGCAUUCGUGCCCCAUCUGCCAGAAGAAGUUUACCAACGCGGUCAUGUUGCAGCAGCACAUCCGGAUGCACAUGGGUGGCCAGAUUCCCAACACGCCUCUGCCGGACAGCCCCUGUGACUUUACGGGUUCYGAGCCCAUGAUGGUCGGGGAGAGWGGMGGCACAGGUGCCUCCUGCCCCGAGGAGGUCGAGAGCAUUGAUGUAGAUGAAGUAACGUCCCAGGAUGCCCCCGCUGGCUCCUCCAAGGUCCCUGCACCUCUUCCCAGCACCCACUUGGCAUCACCCACCCUGGGGUUCCCUGCGAUGGCUUCCCUAGAUGCCCCGGUGAAGGUGGGUCCUGCCCCUGGGGGCCUGCAGCACCAGAGCAGCCGAGACAAUGGCUCCGUGGAGAGCGACGGCCUGACCAACGACUCGUCCUCGCUCRUGGGCGACCAGGAGUAUCAGAGCCGAAGCCCAGAUGCCAUGGAAACCCUGUCCUUCCAGGCCGUGUCCCCGGCCAAUAGCCCAGCAGAAAGCAUCAAGUCCAGGUCUCCCGAUGCUGGGGGCAAAGCUGAGAGCUCCGAGAACAGCCGCCCCGAGAUGGAAGGAGGAGCUGCCCCUGUGAAGGGUGAAAGUGUCCUGCAGAUGGAAGAGGGCUCUGGGGUUUUCCACCUGGCCCCACCUCUGGUCCACUACAUGACACAUGGGGCAAACAAUAACUCAGCUCGCCGCGGGAGGAAGCUGGCCAUCGAGAACACCAUGGCCCUGUUGGGUACGGAUGGAAAGAGAGUCUCCGAAAUAUUUCCCAAAGAGAUCCUGGCACCCUCGGUACGUGUGGACCCUGUCCCUGUCGUGUGGAACCAGUACACCAGCGUGCUCAAUGGCGGCCUGGCCGUGAAGAACAACGAGAUCUCUGUGAUCCAGAGUGGCGGCAUUCCCGCCCUGCCCGUCUCCCUGGGGGCCAGCUCUGKGGCCAGCAACGCCACGGUCUCCAAGAUGGACUCCCAGUCCGGGGGCAGUGCCGAGGUGGAGAAGCCAGGUGUUGCCGACAGCCCAUGA